Molecule: messenger RNA, 5852 nt
Organism: Apis laboriosa (Himalayan honeybee)
Lineage: Eukaryota; Metazoa; Arthropoda; Insecta; Hymenoptera; Apidae
Product: homeobox protein abdominal-A homolog
Exons: 3
Coding region: 861-2048 (395 amino acids)
Biological process (GO): negative regulation of transcription by RNA polymerase II; anterior/posterior pattern specification
Cellular component (GO): nucleus
Molecular function (GO): RNA polymerase II cis-regulatory region sequence-specific DNA binding; DNA-binding transcription factor activity, RNA polymerase II-specific
Source: RefSeq, a predicted model, not a curated record
UUCGUCGACUAUCCGAGAAGUACGCAAGAAACGGCUUCUAACACCUGACAGGGGCCACGCUCUUCUCUUCUCUCUCCUCGUGCCGUCGCCUCGAUCACCGUCGCAGCCCAAUUUUCUCACUGGGACCGCUGUGUUGGAUCAGCUGGGUGGGCCUGACCGACGAAAGACCCGUUGCUUUAUUGUCGCUUGUCAUCUCGAUGUGGAAGGAAUCGUAAUUACCAUAAAGGAAUCGUAACGUCGUCCCGAAAAUCAUACCUGGACAGUGGAUGCUCUUUUGCUCCGGUGUGUGAUUGACGACACGAUCAUCCGAAAAUACAGAGAGAAACGAACGAUCUGGAAACAUCCCGUGUACGUCUGCCGUCGCAAGCUAUCCGGUAAUCGCGAUCAUCCGCCUACUAGCGAUAUCCUUUUCCGCCCGCGUCCGUUAUCGUUCCAGUGAUAAUGUGUAAAGUUGCGUAAGUGGCGAGUCAAAGUGGGGGUCAAAGGUAACGAAUAAACAAGAGAAAAUAAAAAGAUAGUCGGAAAAGGAGAAGGAAGAAAAGAAGAAUUAUCACGAUAAUUUUUGAUUGAAUACGAAAAGUGAAAAAAAAACGACGUGAUCGUAAAGAAUAACCAAUUAACCGAACAAUAAUCGAGUGCGUGCGUACGGUGCGAAAGAAAUUCGAAUCAAUCAAAGAUCGAGAAAAUAUUUGAUAACUUGUGAUAUAAGAAAAGGUGAUUGGCGUGGAAGUGUGCGUGAAGAUGAAGCAGCAGCCGGCAGAUUUGCCGGUACGGUGUCGGUGUUGAGACACUAAACCCGGCCACCGUGUCCGGGCGUGUCUUCGGCAUCGAGUCCGAAAUCGGCACCGGCUACAGCCGAUAUGAGUUCGAAAUUCAUAAUCGAUAGUAUGCUACCUAAGUACCACCAGCAAUUUCAUCAUCAACAAUUAUUCUCGAGCGCGAAUCCCGGCACAAUCCAAGCGUGUACGACAAGCCCAGCAACCGCGAGCCUAGAAUCGAGUUUAUCCGCGGCUGCAGUCGCGGCCGCGGCAGUGAAUUACGCGCAACAGCACAAUUCCCCUAGCCCGACGGGCUCAAGUCCUCAGCAUUCGGGAAGUUCGGCUUCUACGUCACCGGCGGCACGCACAACUUCCAGCAUGUAUCCAUACGUGUCAGCAGCAGCGGCGCAUCAUCAUCAUCAGCAACAACAAGCGGUUGCGGCGGCAGCAUUCGGUGCCACAUCUAGCAUGGUGCCAGGAUUUGGUUCGACCGCGGCUUCGAGCGCAGCGUUAGCUGCGGCCGCAGCCGUCGAUGCUGCAACCGCCGGCGACAAAUCUUGCCGUUAUACCGCCAGCCUCACUGGAAAUGUUGCACCAACGUCCGCCGAUCCAAUGGUAAAUUAUACCCUUGGCCAUCAUCAUCAGAACGGCGCUACACCUAGUAGCCUAGUAUCUUCUGCGUCAGCUUCGUCUGCUGUUUCCGCUGCGUCCGCCUCUAUGGCUGCCGCUGCACAAUUCUAUCAUCAAGCCGCCGCUGCAUCGGCCGUCGUUGAUCCUUUGACGUCCUGCCAACAACCUACCACCGGACAACCCAGCAUCUCGGACAUACCGCGAUAUCCAUGGAUGUCCAUCACCGAUUGGAUGAGCCCGUUCGACAGAGUCGUGUGCGGACCGAACGGGUGUCCGAGGCGUAGGGGUCGGCAGACGUACACACGGUUCCAGACCCUCGAGCUUGAGAAGGAGUUCCAUUACAACCAUUACCUGACGCGACGGCGGCGAAUAGAAAUCGCGCACGCUCUCUGUCUGACGGAACGACAGAUCAAGAUCUGGUUUCAGAAUCGGCGGAUGAAACUGAAGAAGGAAUUGAGGGCGGUGAAAGAAAUCAACGAGCAGGCAAGGCGGGAACGCGAGGAGCAGGAAAUGAUGAAGAAGCAGCAGGCGGAAAAGCAGGCCAAGAUGCAGCAGGAGCAACAGAAUGCGGCCCUGCAGCAUCAGCAACAGCAUCACGUAAGCGGUCUCGACAAGACACAGAGUGAUCUUCUGAAGGCGGUCAGUAAAGUGCCCACAUAGGAAACUUUGCUAAGCCGGUUGUCUUUCUUUUAAAGAAGAAACAAGAGACUGGACGCAGCCUAGACGCAGACAUCGAAGCGACAUAGCUGGUAAGAGAGGUCGGUCAAAAUGUGUAGAGGACCUUAGAAAUGAACUAACCGCAACUCGAACCGCCCGAACGCGGCGCCCUCUUCUUACUCUUCCCGCGCGAACCGACGAAGACGCCACCUGGGAAUUGUCCGUGGUCUUCUUCCUCCUGCUCUUCGACCGAAAAGGUGUUCUUCUUGCGUAGGAGGAUCUCAUCGAGUGAUCUCUGUUCUCUUGUUUUUUUUAUAUCAAGUGAGGAAAAAAAACGGAAGAAACAAAAGGACGAUGGUUUUACGAAAGAAACGGAAUACGACUUUGGGGACACGACAACGACAACGAUGCAUUGUAUGCCAUUGUGUCUAACAACGAGACUAGAUGUCGAUAAGAGGCAGAAAAUAUAGAAAGAAAAAAAGAUAGGUGGAGGGAACGAGGGAACCGAGAAAGACGCGCGACGAUGUUUAAAGUUGUCUGUCUCUUUUGUUUUUUUAUGAAGGAAGAAAGGAGGUGAAACAAAUACAACCGAAGAAGUUAAUCGUAGACGUGAACGAGAGAAGAGCGUGUAGAAAAAGCGAAAAGCAUACCCUCAAAAAAAAAAAAAAAAAUGAGAAAAAAAUUAUACACUACGUACUUAUUUGGCUGGGCCAAAAAGAAGGACCUAGCCUGUGACUGAUUCCUAGAGCGUAUAAUGUAAUAAUUGUUUAAUGGAACGCGCUGCGCGACGAGUCAUCGCGAUUGCCGAGCGAUGAACAGCGGGAAUGAUUAAGUUGGCGUGAUAACUGCCACAUACGAAGAGCCAACGAUCGCGGGAACUAGACGAGAACUAGAAUUAACUCAAACGAGAAGAAACCGAAGGAUUAAUACCACUGUAUUGUACAUGUAAGACUCGUGUACGCCAGCGUCGACGAGACGAUCAAUUAAUAUCAACAGAGAAGAAACCGUAGUGGUAGGGAAUAAUUAAACGAGGCUGUCGAAGAAUUCGUGUAAUUGCGGUGAAUGAUCGAAAAAAGGAGGGAAAAAGAGGACACGAAACUCGUUGCUCUUCGCCAUUUUGAGGAACAUGGACGAUGAUGGGCUUGAUCUUCCAUAUACUUCUCUGUUUCAAUUCCAAUCUAUUAUUCCAUUCUUUAUCCAUCACUUUUAUUCUUUUCCUUAUAUCGAAACGUUUAUCCUUGGUAAAAUUUUUCUUCGAAAUAUCCGAAACAAAAAAAGUUCAGUCGAAGAAUUUCUCUAUCAUCGAUAUGUAAGGUUAGAGAUCUAAUCUCACGAUUUUACAAGAAGGUUCGAUAGCUCAUUCUUUAAGAAUGAACCGAUAACACGAUUCGCGUUACAAUUAGUCUCGCUCGAAAAAAGAUCGUAAGAAUUCUCGACUCUUCUCGACUCUUUGAAACACGAUGGAACGUAUUUUUCGAACGAUUGCUGACUUCAGAUACCUUCUUCGGAUAUUUUUACCCGAUUGUAACGAAACCAGUGGCGCAUGCAUUAAAGCGUACGCUCACGAGCAAUUUCAUGCCGCUGGCCGACUUCGAUUUUCCUCGAGAGAGGAAUUUAGUGAUACAAAUCGAUGCCAUUUUGCCAAGCUCCUUUUCCAGACUUAAUUAACCAUGGUUUAUACUCGCGAUUGCCUCUUUGAAACUUCGUGUUGUAAUUAGGCAAAUUAAUAUCGCUACCGUUAAAUACUUCUAUCGUUUCUGACGUAAUUCGAGAUCUGUACUUGCUGACGUAAAUAUCCUUUAAUCGUUCUAACUGAACUCAUUGCGAAUGUUUUAUUUUUAUUUUAUUUCUUUUUACGAUAUUUAUUUUUUAAUUUUUUUUUAUAUGUACGUUUCUCUGACCCGGAUCGCCCAUGUUCUUUCACGAAACGUUUGGAAAUUAAUAUAGUAUGCGUCGUUGCUCCUGUUGGUAAUUAUAUUUUAAAAAUAAAUUAUCUCUUUUUCUGGAAUCGAAUUAUUGUUGAUUCCUCUUAAUUAAUACGAAGUAUUAUUUAGGAGGAACGCCGAAGCGCGGAAAUUUAUUUUUUUACGAAGAAAUUUAACAGACCACGACGAGUGAUGAGGCGUCCUCGAGUUAACAAACACGAAUAAAGUGUGUAUUCAUUUGUUUCUUUUGCAUGAAAUCACCAUUACGUAUCACUAAAUAAAAUUUUUAAAAUUAGAAGACAUGAAUACUGAUCAAUCGAUCAUUUUUUAACUUUUUUUUACAAAAAGCCAUCUCAAAAAAUGAUACGAUAUACAAUAUUUAUUCGUUAUAUAUUCGAAACUUUCUUACCAACUUAAUAACUCUUAUUUCCACUACUGGAAAGAAAGUCGAUGAAGCAAGUAAUAUCAUACCAAACAAAUAUUUUCUAAAUGCUUGGGUUUUCAAUCUCUCUUUGUCUUUUAUCAACUGUCAUUUUCUUGCGACCUUCGUAGCCGUUAGAGAUUAAACGAGGAUCGAAUUUCAUAUCCAUAGCUGUUAUGUGCCGUGAUACUGAGCCGUGAGCUUACAAUGAAUAAAUACACAUAUACCGUACAGAGGGCGUUUCAUCAAGCGUUGCUUGCUUAUUUCUGUCAUGGAUGCUUAACCUCUUAACAACUCCUCGUAUCGAUAUAUCAUUUUCUCUGUUUUGAUACGAAUACGAAUAAUAGUGAUUAUACAGUGAUGACUAUAGUGUGUGCAAAAGAAACAAGUGAAUAUACUCUUUUAGAAUGUGUGUGAAAAGACUUGUAAUCGUGAUAUAAAGCAAGAAGCGAGAUAAUUCUCCGCAUAUUUCUUCGAUCGAAACAUCGUUCGUGAUAUUACGUGAUUGGCGCGAGUGUUUCGAGUUGAAAAUUGAAAUUCAGGUAAUAUUAUCGGUUUCGGGAGGGACCUGAUUCGUCGAUGAGCACAUCCACAUUCAUUUUAUUGUUUCAGUUAGAUCUCAGAGGAUAUCGCGCAAAGGUAUCGCUAAAGGCUUUUACUAAUACAAGAUAACUUGUAUGAAAGCAGCACGUUUUCCAUAUUAUCUAAGAUAAUUUAUCGUAUCGUUAUCGCGAGAAUAUUUUAUCUUUUAAUUCUCGUCGCGAAAACAACGAUCUAUGAUCGUUCUCUAUUUGAUAUUCAUUUUAAGAGAAUUUAAUUUUUCAUCUAUGUUUGUUUUGUCUUUCUUCCUGUCAUAUUUUUUUUUCUUCUCUUUUAUAAAUAUUAUUCGCGAUAAGAUGUUAAUUCUUGUAAAUUUUUCUAUGUUAAUUUUACGUAGUGUUACGUAGUUAUAUCGAUGCCAUGUUAAAUCGAGCAUCGAGAUUGUUGAAAAACUUUUUUUUGUUUUCGUGUUUUCUUUGCCAUAUUUUUGUCCAACAUCACGGGACAACGACGUCUUUUCGCAACCACAAUUCGAACGCACAAGUGAUCGUAAAAAAAAAGAAGAAAGGAAAAGAAGUUGGGAGAGUGGAAAAAAGAAAGAAUAAAAAUAGAAAUACACAUGAGAGAGAACGAACUUUUAAACAUGAUACAAAAAUGUUUAUAAAGACACAUUGGACGAGUAUCUCACUCUUAGUACAUUAAAUACGUAAUUUGGUGUCAGGGUAGACUUUUUUCUAUAGAUAUAGAAGCCGUUGUUGCUAUUUACUUACGUAGAAUUCAUAAUGAAAAAAAAGAGGACUCUAGCAAGAAAAAUCGAGAGAAAAAUUACAGAACUUCAGAUUAUAUAAAUUAUUACCUAAUUAUUUUUUUCUCUUCCCCGUUAAAUAUGAUUCGUACAAAAUAUUCCUCUGUCUUUUCGAU